This is a messenger RNA of Archocentrus centrarchus (flier cichlid), 2097 nucleotides long. RefSeq names its product MIF4G domain containing b (gene mif4gdb). Gene Ontology annotation, molecular function: translation activator activity; RNA binding; protein binding. Gene Ontology annotation, cellular component: cytosol. The coding region runs from base 168 to 833 and encodes 221 amino acids. The record is from RefSeq and is a predicted model, not a curated record. The transcript is spliced from 6 exons. Lineage: Eukaryota; Metazoa; Chordata; Actinopteri; Cichliformes; Cichlidae. Gene Ontology annotation, biological process: regulation of translational initiation.
UGCGGCGAAGCUAAGAGGACGGACUUAUCUUUCUGUUGCUGCUUCAGCUUCGAAAGGUUGCGUCGAGGAACGCCCGCCCAAGCUUACCUCUACCUGAACCUACAUGCGACGAAUUGGCGUUAAAUAGGUGACAGCCCACGCGUGUGAUUUGUUUACUUGUAUCUGUAAUGGAAAACUCUGCUGAAGACUACAAGAUCCAGUCAUUUGACCUGGACACACAGAUGUUACUAAAAACAGCCUUGAAAGAUCCAACUUCAGUGAACCUAGAGAAGGUUUCCAGUGUCAUUGUGGACCAGUCUUUGAAGGAUCACGUGUUCAGCAAAGAGGCUGGGCGUAUUUGCUACACUAUAGUGCAGGCUGAAGCCAAGCAGAGCAACGGGAACGUGUUCAGGAGGCACUUGCUGAACCGGCUCCAGCAGGAGUUUAAAGACCGCGAGGACAUGAGGGCACGCUCGCUGCAGGAAUGGGUGUGCUAUGUCACAUUCAUUUGCAACAUCUUUGACUACCUCAAAGUGAACAACAUGCCAAUGGUGGCCCUGGUCCAUCCUGUGUACGACUGCCUGAUGAGAUUGGGCCAACCAGACGCUCUAAUGAAUGAGGAAGAGGUGGACUGUCUAGUGCUGCAACUCCAUCGCAUUGGAGAGCAGCUGGAGAAGAUGAACAGUCAGCGGAUGGACGAGCUGUUCUUCCUGCUGCGGGAUGGUUUUCUGCUCCAGGAGGGCCUCACCUCCAUGGCCCGCCUGCUGCUGCUGGAGAUCCUGGAGUUUAGAGCCGGAGGUUGGAUGCUCAGCAGCACUGCUCACAAGUAUUACUACAGUGAAAUAGCUGAUUAGGACACAAGGCACUGAGCAUCAGAGCUUUCAAGCACCUUGGACACCUCCUCUUAAUCACCACUGAUUAUAAAACCAGCUUUUUGAUGAUAGAUGGCGAUAUCUUCCAGGCAAUCGGAGGAGGAGUUUGAGAAGAUGGAGAUUUUUCUAAAAAGACUAAUACGAUAUUCCUGAAAUGUGCUGUGGAUGUGGAAUGUGCAAUAGGUCAUGAGGAGCUGAGGUUCAGUUAACGAGGUUUAGCCACUUUCAGGUACACUUUGUUUCAAAGAAGUUUGUGUUAAAGUUUGGUGCAGCUAGAGGAGCUGACGCUUUACAUUUUUAAUCUUUCUAGCAUUCCUUUUUUUGAGUAUUUCAACUUAAAUUUACCAAAUCCAAAAGACAUUCCAGUCAGAUGAAUCCUGAUCUGAUUAUUUAGACAUUUUAGUGUAAAAAUUUUGAAUAGGUUUUAAAUUGCUUUUGAGAGAAUUUCUUCCUGCUUUGUCCUGUGAGGCUCCCGUUACUGAUCAGUUUGGCAGAGUCUUAAUUCAGGGAUUUAUUUAUUUUUUGUUAAUGUUAUUUUUCUGAGGACACUUCAGAUUUCUUGAUAUAAAAACUUUGUUAAGCAAGCUGUGCCAACAUAACACAAAUACCAUCACGCAGUAGGGACGACUCCAUAAAGACUGAAAUGUUAAUUAGUGUUUGAGGUGCUAGAGGAGUCUGUGUUUUCUUUCCCUUUAUAUAUAUUUGCGGGUUAGUUAUGAAUGCAAAGCUAAUAUAAAAGUAUUUUCCAAAAAUAUUUAACUUCUCUUCACACCAGCAACACUGUUUGGUAAACUUUGAUACUCUGUGAUGGUUUUCAGGAGUUCAGUCAGGUGCAAGUUCACAGGUUCAGUGUCCUGCUGUUGAAAUAUUAAAUUUGUGAAACACACACAGAAUGUGUGUCAAAAUUUGACUUUUAAGGCAGUCUGACAAUGAAAAAAAAAAACAGAAUUUAAUGAAAGGCGGCUCGCAGUGUUUUGUCUCCCCAAAUUGGGAGACUUAAUAUUCCGCCUUUGUGUUUGUUAGCAUAUUCUUGGGCCAAAGUAAUAAAACCUGCUGAGAAAAAAUGUUUGUGUGUUAAACAAGCUGUAACGAGUCAAACAAGGACUUAACUAAAUCAUUUAAUGACUCCACAGACCUGACUGUAGCAUGCAUCAAUAUUUUAUUACACUUUUGCAUUAGUUUUCUUUUUUAUGGUUGGGUUGUGCAUUAAAUGAAAGUUUGUUCUAAUAAACCCUUUUCUUAUUUA